GGUCUGGUUAACAUUCUCUAGCAGCCAGUCUGAGCGGAUAACGAAAGCGAACGGAGAACCAGAUCGAAUAGAACGGCCGAGCUAUACACGGGAUAUACUUCAGGGGUUGAUAGCAAAUUGUUUGCAUCGACCGUGCGUGCGUCAACUAUUUGGAAGAGCCAGGAUGUCCAGUGAGGUGCAACCCAGCUCAAGGCCGGACGCCAGUCCUAACACCAGUGGGGGUAGCUCAGACGCCGAGCAGAGAGAGAUGGCCCCACCAGGCCAGGAGCAGAGCCAGGAGAGAGAGAGAGAUCAGACAACGCCUAAGAAGAAAGAGGCCAAGAUAUCCAGCAAGACCGCUGCCAAGCUCUCCACCAGCGCCAAGAGGAUUCAGAAGGAGCUGGCAGAGAUAACCUUGGACCCGCCACCUAACUGCAGUGCUGGUCCUAAAGGAGACAACAUCUAUGAAUGGAGAUCCACCAUCCUGGGACCACCAGGCUCUGUGUAUGAGGGAGGAGUCUUCUUCCUAGAUAUUGCCUUCACACCAGACUACCCCUUCAAACCACCCAAGGUGACUUUCCGUACCAGGAUCUACCACUGUAACAUCAACAGUCAGGGGGUGAUUUGUCUGGACAUCCUGAAGGACAACUGGAGUCCCGCCCUCACCAUCUCCAAGGUGCUGCUGUCCAUCUGCUCCCUGCUCACUGACUGCAACCCUGCGGACCCUCUGGUAGGAAGCAUCGCAACCCAGUACACUACCAACAGACCAGAGCACGACAGGAUAGCCAAACAGUGGACCAAGAGAUACGCCACAUAGACUGACAGCAAGGACCGCCACCUUUCCCUCUACAACCCCACCCCCCCGCCCCUCCCCUGGCCUGGUCCUAGAUCAGUUGGUAUUUUAUACCCCACUCCGAUCGCUGACAAAUGACCAUAGUAGUUGGCUAUAAAGCACAGACAGAUUUGGGACCAAGCGACUCGCCCCCUUUCGGACCCCCAUACUGUAUUUGUGGAAGCACACCCAUAUGACCUGAUUCCCUCCUCACCCCUUUAGUUACACACACACACACACACACAUACACACACACACACUGUACAUCUCCUCUAAGAAAAUGAACUGCUAUUUGUCCCAUGCUGACACUUGAACGCUUCUUUUUUUAUACAAAGAGUAUAUUGGGAUUGUAUUUUUUCCCAAUACACUGAAUGUUGAUAUGGUCAUGAAAAGCUUUAAUACUGUUGUUGUUGUUAUUGUUAUUGUUUGUUGUUGUUAUUAUUAUUAUUAUUAUUAUUAUUAUUACAUUGUUUAUAGCCUUUUAUGUUAACUGCAUUAUGAUCAGAGUGUGUUUUCUUCACCCUUUUAUGUGAUCAAAGAAAGAUGCACUCUGUUCUAAUUUUGUGCAUUCUAGAUUCCAUGCAUUCAAGAGCAAGUGCAUUAAAGAAUCCAUGCAUUAUAGAUUAGUGUUUUUUUUUAUGUAAUCUUCUAUUAGAGAAUGUCUGAAGAAUUAGUCUACUGAUGCAGAUGGUAGACAUUUUAAGAGCGGUCUCAGGCGCUCUUUUGUAGUGCCAAGCUAUCUAGGUUUGAGCCUUGAUCGUGCCGCUGGCUGUCAUUUGGCUGGAAGCUCCAUGGGACAAAUCAUAUUGGCUGAGCAUCACAGGGGUGAGGGAGGCGUCGUCAGCAGGGAUUUCCUUGACUUAUUGCACUCUAGUGGCUCCCUCAGGUGGGUCAGAUGCCUGCAAAAGCUACUGAGGUUGUCAUUCCAGUGAUUGUGUGACUUCCUGAUUGGAUGUGCAGUGUGUGUGUGACUUCCUGAUUGGACGUGCUGUGUGGCGGGAAAAAGCAGGCUUGGCGUGAAUGGCUAGGAGGAAGACUUGCCACAAUCUACUGAGCCCGUUGGGAGUUGCUACGACAAGAUAAGGUUGUAGGUAAAAUUGGAUGUCACUUAAUUAGGGAGGGGAGAAGUGGGGGAGGGGUUUUGUUUUCUAUGAUUAAUCAUCUGUUAUUAUUCAUUUUCUGCCCCAGGAAGGUAUUGACAUGACUUUAAGGCUUUGUCUGGAUCUGUGUAACUGGUUUUGCUGCUCACCCAUGAUGGUGUUAGACAGCAAUUGUUAGCUGUACAUUUGCAUUGUGAGAAUACAUAGUUAUUGAAUACUCAAAUAAACACUGGUUGUAAUGUUA
Esox lucius (northern pike) is the source of this 2155-nucleotide messenger RNA. RefSeq names its product ubiquitin-conjugating enzyme E2 E1. The transcript has 6 exons. The record is from RefSeq and is a predicted model, not a curated record. The coding region runs from base 164 to 796 and encodes 210 amino acids. Gene Ontology annotation, cellular component: nucleus. Gene Ontology annotation, biological process: protein polyubiquitination. NCBI's taxonomy places the organism in Eukaryota, Metazoa, Chordata, Actinopteri, Esociformes, Esocidae. Gene Ontology annotation, molecular function: ubiquitin conjugating enzyme activity.